Xyrauchen texanus (razorback sucker) is the source of this 2378-nucleotide messenger RNA. RefSeq names its product zinc finger protein 25-like. Bases 62 to 1879 code for a protein of 605 amino acids. The transcript has 2 exons. Gene Ontology annotation, cellular component: nucleus. The record is from RefSeq and is a predicted model, not a curated record. Gene Ontology annotation, molecular function: DNA-binding transcription factor activity, RNA polymerase II-specific; RNA polymerase II transcription regulatory region sequence-specific DNA binding. Lineage: Eukaryota; Metazoa; Chordata; Actinopteri; Cypriniformes; Catostomidae. Gene Ontology annotation, biological process: regulation of transcription by RNA polymerase II.
AAGAGCUCACAGCUUGAACACUCCGCUUGUGUGUUUUUAUAGUUCAGUGAUUAUAGUUCAGAUGUUUAAGAUGAGUUUGCAGGUGGACUUGAUGUGUUGUAAAUCAGUAGGAACUGAUCUGUCCAUGCUGGAUAUCGAUGAUUUGAUGACAGAAAUCUCUCAGCUGAAGAAAGAGGUGGCGUUACUGGAGGCAAAGCUGAGAGAAAGAGAGGUUUGUACAGGUUCAACACUGAGUCAGACAGCCGUUCAAAAUAUAAAUCAGUGUGAUUGUGUUUGUCAGGUUUCAGAUCAGAGAUCCAAAGACACACAGGACUCAGAGCUCAGCCUCACUUUACUCUGUUAUACUGACUCUCAGGAGAGUGUGUGUGACAGUAAUCAGGGUGAUCAAACCCCCACAGAGUCUCUGGCUUCUGUCUGUAACACUGCUGGAGAACAGCAGAUGCUCAAGAUACCAUUGAAGAUGUGUUCAGUGAAGCUGAUGGACUGCAGGAACCUCAUGAAGAUUAAACGAGAACCCACAGCACAGGAACAACACACUGAUGAUGAUGAUGAUGAUGAAACCACAGCACACAAACACACUGAUGAUGAUGAUGAUUUUAAAACCACAGCACAGGAACAACACACCGAUGAAGAUGAUGAUGAAAACACAGCACACAAACACACUGAUGAUGAUGAUGAAACCACAGAAGAGAAACAACACACUGAUGAUGAUGAUGAUGAUGAUGAUGAUGAUUAUUAUUAUGAAACUACAGCAGAGGAACAACAUAUGAGUGAUGAAGAUGAUGAUUUCUUUCCUUCAGAUACAAACAGUGGUUCAUCUGAUGGAGAAAUGGCUUCUACAUCAAAACAGCAUCUUUCCUGCAAAAUUUGUGAGAGGACAUUCACUACGAAAGGACGUUUAGUCAGACAUGAGAGAAGACACAAAGAGCAGAAAGUCUUCAAAUGUAAGAGUUGUGAGAGCAGCUUUUCUACCUUCAAAGAGUGGAACCGUCAUUCAGAAGUGCACAAAGUAAAGCAGGAGAUCCCCUGUGAGCAGUGUGGGAAGGUUUUCCUUACAACUUCUAAACUGAAAGUUCACAUGCAGUCACACAGUGAUGAAAAGCCUUUCAGCUGCAGUGAGUGUGACAAGUGUUUUAGAAAUAAAGGACAUCUUAAUGAGCAUAAGAGAAUACACACGGGGGAGAAACCGUACAAGUGUCCUCACUGUGAGAAGAGAUUCACCAACAAGAGUCAUAUGACAUCACAUGUCCGUUUGCACACCAAUGAGAGGCCGUAUCAGUGCAAAGAAUGUGACAAAACCUUUAAACAAUUAUUUUGUCUAAAGACACAUCAGCAAAUCCACUCUGGGGAGAAACCCUAUCAAUGCUCACACUGCGAUAGGCGUUUCUUUAAGAAAUCUGAUCUGAAACGUCAUGAAAUUAGACAAUCUGGGGAGAAACCCUUUCAAUGUUCACACUGUGACAAGCGUUACCAUCUUGAAUCUGACAUGAAAUAUCAUGAAAAAAGACACUAUGGAGAGAAACGUUACCUCUGCUCUUACUGUGGGAAGAGAUUUUAUAUACCAUCUGAAUUAAUAGUUCAUCAGAGAGUGCAUACGGAGGAAAAGCUGUAUCACUGUAGCGUUUGUGGGAAGAGUUUCAAUCAAAAUGUUCUCUUACUAAAGCACAAGAGAACACAUAGUGGAGAAAGACCAUUCAAAUGCACUCAGUGUGACAAGACGUUUACCCGAUCAGAUUACCUGAAAGCCCACCAGAGAGUGCAUACAGGAGAGAAACCUUACAGCUGCUCCAUCUGCAGGAAAUCAUUUGUUUCUUCAUCAAGUUUAAAUGCUCAUCAGAAGACACAUGCUAGAGAUCAAACUGCCCUGAAAUCAUCCUAGUGUUUUCAGGCAUCAACAUUAAAUCACAAUUACAUUAUCGAAGGCAACUCCAGCUCUAUAGAGAAUCAUGCUUUAAUGUCUUAAUUUUUACUCCCCAGUGAGCAAGCCAAAGGUGACUGGUGAAGUAUAAAAACUCCAAAAAUGCUACUGGAAAAAACAAAAAGCCAAUUAAUUAGCCAUAUCUAAUUCCAGUCAUGUAUUAAGUAUAAAGCGAUGCAAAAUGGUGCAGGUGAGCAUCAUUGUUCACCAUGUUCCCUUACCUGAAAUGUCAUCAUGUUUUCUGAGGUCUCAGAUCAAUUUGUAUUUUAACACACUCUGCUUAUUUUCUCUUUAAAGUGAUUGUAAUUAUGUUUCAUCCAUAAUGUGCAUGAAAGAGAAACAACCAUUUAAAUGUCAGAAAUAACUUUUAUUUGACAAAAUUAUUGUAGUUAUUAAGCAUUUCUUAGGACCGAUAUGGUCUGGAUGUAAUGUAUUUUUGCAUCCAUUUAAGGAUUAAAAG